AUGUACAAUAAUUAAUCGAGCACACAGCAUUAGCAAUUGCAAUAACAAUUUCAGCAUAACUCCUCUCACUUGGUUUCAGCUAAUAACCAAUCACAGGGUCUUCAUCAAACAUUGAAAGGAAACUCAAAUAAUGUUGGUAGUCCUUAACACAAUCUGAGUAUAGUGACCCCUCUCUAGUAUCAAAGCCCUUACUCAUCUUAAAACAAUGGGAGUAUUGGAGCAGGAUCCGCAAUUUAAAGCUUCAAAACACCGUAACAUCAGAAAACUAUAAACUCAAAGCAUAUUUUAGCAAAUCACAUCAUAAAUACUACUUAAUCUGGAACACCUUAAAUGUCUAGCAUUCAGCAUUAUUAAUCCUAAGUCAAUCACAAUUCCAAUAGUAGUAAUAAUUCUUUAGCAAGCAAUAGUGGUAUUUAUAGCAGUCAACCCUAGUUUUAUUCAGUUCUCCCUACUAGAUUGAUGGCUAAACCAAAUAUGUUUGGAAAACAUGGAGGUAUUCAAGCCAGAUAUGAAGACCAAGAAGAAUCUGGAAUUCCAUUGACACAAUAAGGUGAUCCAUUAAGUCAAAAUUAUUAUUCAACUAAUAACAAGAAUAGCUAGAAUUAGGAAAACGGUAACAGCAAUUCUGGAAAUGUUCCUUUACCAAAUUCUACUUCUUUUCUCACUCAUAAACUUGCAUAGGAUUAAAAGGAAAGAGCUCAAUCUCUAGUAAUGAACUAGGCAAGAAAGAAAAUGGCUUCAAUAAGACACUCAUUGGAUGUUAAGUCAUCAAUGAUUCAACCAAAUUUUAAUACUUUGACAACACCCACAAAUGGUUAAUAAGCUUAAAAUGAGUCUCUCUCUCAUAAAUAUAACUAGAGCUUAAACAAGCAAUCUAAAAUUAGUUAGUCUGCAAUUGAGAUAAUUAGAAAUAAUCCUCUUAGUUCCUCUUAAAGAAAUCCUAUUCCAAUUUAAGCUAAUUCAAUACUUGUAAAAAAUCUUAAUAGUUCUAGUUCGAACAAUAUACCUGCAAUUCAACCUUCCAAGAUUUCUCAAAAACCAUGGGGAGCUAUAUAGGCCUAUGCAGCCAAUACACAUAAUGGCAUUGCUAGAGGCUAUAAUGAAGAUCGAGUAUCAAUAGUACUUGAUUUAAAGAAACCAGGAGCUUAAGGUAAUAGUCAAGUGAAAAAGGUUUCUUUCUUUGCUGUAUUCGAUGGCCAUGGUGGUUCAGCAUGUGCAGAAUAUCUUAGAGAUAAUCUCCAUCUGUUUGUUGCCCAAUAAGAAGGCUUCCCAAAUACCCCAGAAAUAGCCUUAAAAUAAGGGUUCAAAUAAGCUGAAGACGAAUUUAUGAAGUAAAAUCAACAAAUAAUAAAAGAAAAGUCAGGUUCUUGUGCCUGUGUAGUAUUAAUUGUAGAUGAUAUAGUUUAUACAGCCAAUGUCGGAGAUUCUAGAGCCAUUAUAUCUAUGAAUAACGGUUAGAGGUCAGAUUCAUUAACAAAGGAUCACAAGCCCAGUGAAGAUUUUGAGAAGAAGAGAAUAAUAGCUAAUGGAGGCUAGCUAUAUUAGAACAAUCAGAUCCUUCAUACUGGUGGAGUGGCCUAAGGAGCAGCUUCGAUGAAUAUAGGACCUGUAUCUAGAACAUUUGGUGAUGCUCAUGCCAAGCUAGAGCAGUUUGGAGGAAAUCCUAAGGUGGUUGUGGCUGUUCCUGAUAUAACUCAUUUUAAGUUAAAUGAAAAUUCCCAUGAUUUUAUCUUAAUUGCCAGUGAUGGAAUAUUUGAUCGUCUCUCUACUUCAGAAACUAUCGGCUACGCAUGGCAACUUUAGCACAAUAUCAACAGCUAGUCCUAAUCUCAAGACAUCUAAAAUACAAAUAUUAAUGAAAUAUGUGGUUAAGCUGUUGAGAGAGUGCUUAAAGCUGGAAUGAUUAAGGAGUCUCUAGAUAAUCUAAGCGUAGUCAUGAUUGCUUUCAAAAAUUUUGCGAAGUUCUUAGACAAUCUCACCUAGCAGAAUCCUUUAUCUUAAUAAAUGCAUCAUUAACAGGAAAGCAGAUAACCUAUAUAAAAAUAAGACUUCAUCGACCGCUAAUAUUUAUCCUCUCGAGGAAAUCAGGUUAUUUAAAGUGAGUAGCAGACCUAUAGACCAGCAAAGGAUUUAUAAAAAUUUGAAAAUAAAAGCUUUAGAUUUAUGCAAGCAUCCCUUUAACCUUCUCUUUAGUAAUCCAUUAACUACUCAGAUAGAUACAAGAAAAAUUAAUAAUGA
This is a messenger RNA of Stylonychia lemnae, 2238 nucleotides long. The record is from the annotation of a GenBank genome assembly. Lineage: Eukaryota; Ciliophora; Spirotrichea; Sporadotrichida; Oxytrichidae.